CAUUUUGGCUCUCAAGAUCUCCGAAUCAGAAUGAGAUUUUGACACACAAUGGCGACGCACGGGGUGUAGUUUUACUGCACGAAGCUGAAUACGGCAUUUUUCUCGCAGUUGUUUACAUUCACAGCUAGUAAUGCAGCUACUUUUCGAUCCCGUUACUGCUUGUUUUAGAAUAAGAUUUUAUGCAUGUAACAGAAGUAAUAUUGUGUUUUAACUAACUGGCCUGCGUUGACAUAAUUGGGUGACAUGGUGUUGUGAAAGCUCCGGCUUUUGAAUGAAUUGACAUCUCAUUGUGAAUGUCUGACAGGGCAGACUGCUGAACGAAUACACUGGGAUGGCCAGCACACUUUCAGAUCAGCUAGAAGAGAUACGAUGCCAUGUAGAAGCCUGUCUGUAUUCCACUGGCUCAGUGCUGGAGGUCCGGGCAGGAAUAUCAGCCAUGGCCAACAUACCCCUACCACCAUCUGCUAAAUACCGCUACAUUGCAGCUGAGACGAUGAUCACUGAAAACAGCGUUGGUAACAACAGAAAAGAAACCAUAGGUUCCCUGCAGAGACUGUCCACAGCACUGAACAUCCUGGAAAAGUAUGGCUGUAACCUGACCAGUCCUAGUAGGCCUAAGUACUGGCGCACUGUCAAACACAACAACCCUGUCUUCAGAGCAACGGUAGACGCCAUCCAGGGAGGAAGGGCGGUGCUCUGUCUCUAUGGUUACUCCAAUCAGCAGCCGGACGGCCUGAGUUUCCCCGAUGAGGUUGUGGAGCCUGACGCCGAGAAGGUUGCGGCGGUCACGUUGGAGAUCAUGAGCCUGCGCGUGGAACUGGACAUGCUCGUCAAGGAGGCUCAUCCACACCCAGAGUUCUUUGAAGCAAUCGUCCCCUCGCUGAAGGAUAAGGAUGAUCUGGGACCCAUGUCUGACGCGCAAGCUUUCCCCUCCAGCCUGAGAGAGAGCCAACCCUUGUACAUGUCUCUGGCCUCCUUGUCUCAGUCUCCUAAAGCUGCCAGUGCCUUUAUUCCAGUACGGACCACCAACGCCUCCACCUCCACCUCCAUCUCCACCAGGCACACAGACAACUGCACUAUCUGUGGUAUUUUCCCUGUGGCUGCCCACUGCAACUCUUGUGUCCAGUGGCUGUGCACGGAAUGUGACAGACUGUACCACUCCUACCCAGAACGGGCUAAUCACCACAGGACUGUCAUCACGUCCUCUAGAAUACGAAAGAAGCACAGCAACGUCUCAUCAUGGCAUUGUACCCACUGCACACGGGUCAACUCCCUCCAGGAUGUUCUGUGUGAGACGUGUGAGAGGCCGCGCCUGGCCUCCUCUGGCUCUGCUAAGGACGAGUCCCCACAGCCGUUCGCCGUCACUGAGUGGCGGUGUAAAAGCUGCACGGUGGUAAAUGCCGGCAACAGUGUCCUGUGCCAGGUGUGUGAGCGGCCCCGCCUGGCCACCAAGCCUCCCGCAACCCCCACUCGCCCCCCCCCAGCCCCCAAGAGGCCGGCUGCUCCGGUGCUGGGUAUGCCAGGAGACCCAGACAGCCAGUGGGUGUGUCAGUUCUGCACCUACGUCAACUACACUCCAAUGUCGACGUGUGAGAUGUGCGACCUCCCACGCCCGGAGCCCGCCAAAAUGCCCCACAAACUCCACCCUCCGUCCCAGGUCAAAAGGGUCCCUGUGCUGUCCUUCAAACCCAAAGACCCGCCCACGGAGGACCCUGAUUUGAGAAGACAGAAGCUGAUGAGGGAGGAAGGGCUCAAGCUAAUCCAGCUUAUUAGGGAUGGGGAGAAGAAAGGAGUAAGUCCAGAAGAGGUGUACACAGGCAUGCGUGUCUCCGGGGACAACAACAUCCUCCCCUGUGAUUGGCUGAAAUCUGAGCUACCUCACCUGCUGGACCAGAUCUGUGCCAUGGCUGCGUCGUUCAGAGCAACAGACCUGAAGACCGGACAGAACCAGAACGGACUUACCAACGGCGCCGGCUCCGCAGAGGACCCAGGUGCAGGGGACGAGCGGGCCGCGGGGGGAGUGACCCUGUCCAGGGCAGAGGCCAAGAUGGCCUGGCUGUCAGCAGGGGGAGACACUGAGCGAGCUGCUAGGCAGGCUGUCAGAGACAGACACGCCAAGGUGAAGGAGCUGUGCUCCCUUGGCUUUGCCGACGAGGCGCGGUGUCAGGACGUCCUGAGGCAGAGUGGCGGAGAGCUGCGAGGGGCUCUGUCUCUGCUACAACGCCCCCUGCUGGAGCCCUUCCACCAGCGCAUGUGGAGCGACGAGCCGGAGCCGCCCAUCGACGUCAACCACCCCGACAAACAGCGUGUGUGCCGCAGGCUGCUGGCAGUGUAUGACCUGCCCAGCUGGGGCCGCUGUGAGCUGGCCCUGUCCCUGCUGCAGGAGCGCAGCGCCCCCUACUCCCUGGAGGACGUGGUGCAGGCCGUGCGCGAGUCACAUGACCGGGACUUCAUCCGCCGGGUGCUGGCCAAAGAGUGUCCCAUCUGCCUGUCUGAGUUCCCCCACAGCAAGAUGCAGUCUCUGACCUCCUGUCAGUGCUCGGUGUGCUGUGGUUGUUUCCAGCAGCACUUCACCAUCGCCGUGAGGGACAAGCACAUCAGGGACAUGGUGUGUCCCGUCUGCUGGGAGCCAGACAUCAAUGACCCCGAACACCUGAACAGCUAUUUCUCCACCCUGGACAUCCAGCUGCGGGAGUGUCUGGAGCCAGAGGUGUAUGAUCUGUUUCAUAAGAAACUAACUGAACAAGCCCUUAUCAAGGACCCCAAGUUUCUCUGGUGCAGUCAUUGCUCCUAUGGUUUCAUCUAUGACGGGGACCAGCUGAAGGUGACCUGUUUCCAGUGCCGGAACAGCUUCUGCGCACAAUGCAAGAAGCCGUGGGAGUCUCAGCACACCGGCCUCUCCUGUGAACAGUACCAGUCCUGGAAGAGGGAGAAUGACCCCGAGUACCAGAGGCAAGGCCUGGCCGGAUACCUCCGAGACAACGGCAUCACCUGUCCAAACUGCAGGUUCCAGUAUGCCCUGUCUAAAGGAGGCUGCAUGCACUUCUGCUGUUCCCAGUGCCGUUAUCAGUUCUGCAGCGGAUGCAACAACCCUUUCCACACCACAUGUGCAGUGAUCCAGUGCAGUGUGACAGGCUUGCAUGCCCAUCACCCACGAGACUGUCUCUUCUACCUGAGGGACUGGGAGCCUGGCAGGCUGCAAGCCCUGCUGCAGAACAAAGGCGUCGCGUUCAACACCGACACCCCUCCGGGGAUUCAAGCAGGGCUGUGCGGAGUGAUCGAGCAGAAGGAUGAGGGAGGGCUGCAGACCGAUUCGGCCUGCGGGGCUCAAACCCAACCCGGCCACGCCGGACUCUGCGAAAAGCACUACAAAGAGUACUUGGUGAGCCUCAUCAAUGGCCAUUCCAUCGAUCCGGCACCUCUCUUCAAUGCCAACGAGCUGGUUCUGGCCUGUCGGAGGUAUCAAGUGGAUGACUCCAGGAGGGAGAUGGAGGAGGACGUGACCUACUAUUCUCGGCUACUGGAGAAAAUGAUUGAUGAAGUACCACUCGGAGACAAGGUUCCUCGGAAGAAAUGAAAAUCUACUGAUCUGCUUGUUUGCUUUCCACAAUCAAGUGGUAUUACUCAUAUUGAAUGUUGGGAUUUUGACUCAAUCAAGUGGUAUUGCUAUGUUGGGAUUUUGACUCAAUAGGCCAUUAAAUGUGAUUGCAUCAUCGUUACUGCACACCACUCUACUGAACCCAACGUUAUGUCCUGAUGAUUGUGUUACAGUUGCUUAUGAAUCUAUUUUGGGUAAAACACCCAGCUGCACAUUAUUCAAAUAUGAUUUUAGUAUGAGCCUGUGUGUGUGUUUGUGUUUGCAUGCGUGCGUGUAACAUUUCAAGGCUCAUUGAUGUCAGGUUUACAGAUUAAAUAUCCAGUGAUAUUUAAAGGCAUCACUUUGUUGCAAGCAGUCUGUAGGGGCAUGCUCUUAACAGUGUCCUAUCAACUAUGAAGAAAAAUAAUCCAAUCAGUCAAUAAACAAAUGAAAGGUCAA
Molecule: messenger RNA, 4036 nt
Organism: Esox lucius (northern pike)
Lineage: Eukaryota; Metazoa; Chordata; Actinopteri; Esociformes; Esocidae
Product: E3 ubiquitin-protein ligase RNF31
Exons: 23
Coding region: 332-3577 (1081 amino acids)
Biological process (GO): protein linear polyubiquitination
Cellular component (GO): LUBAC complex
Molecular function (GO): linear polyubiquitin binding; ubiquitin protein ligase activity; K63-linked polyubiquitin modification-dependent protein binding
Source: RefSeq, a predicted model, not a curated record